This is a messenger RNA of Pelecanus crispus (Dalmatian pelican), 555 nucleotides long. The record is from RefSeq and is a predicted model, not a curated record. NCBI's taxonomy places the organism in Eukaryota, Metazoa, Chordata, Aves, Pelecaniformes, Pelecanidae.
GUGAUGUUACUUGGAGACUCAGGCGUGGGGAAAACCUGCUUCCUGCUCCAGUUCAAAGAUGGGGCCUUUCUCUCCGGGACGUUCAUAGCCACCGUGGGCAUAGAUUUCCGGAACAAAGUGGUGGCUGUGGAUGGUGUGAAGGUGAAGUUGCAGAUCUGGGACACGUGGGGCAAUGCCUCUGCCUCUUCCCUUCCAGCCCUGCUCCUGCUCUACGAUAUCACCAGCAAGAUGUCCUUUGACAACAUCCGCGCCUGGCUGACGGAGAUCCACGAGUACGCCCAGAAGGAUGUGGUCAUCAUGCUGCUGGGCAAUAAGGCUGAUGUGAGCAGUGAGAGGGCUGUGAGGACGGAGGAUGGAGCAUCGCUGGCCAGGGAGUAUGGGGUGCCUUUCAUGGAGACGAGUGCCAAGACAGGCAUGAACGUGGAGCUGGCCUUCCUGGCCAUUGCCAAGGAGCUGAAGCAGCGCGCGGUGCAGCCGCUGGAUGAGCCCCGCUUCCAGAUCCACGACUACAUCGAGUCGCAGAAGAAGAAAUCCAGCUGCUGCGCCUUCGCCUGA